Messenger RNA from Pipistrellus kuhlii (Kuhl's pipistrelle), 3233 nucleotides. RefSeq names its product transient receptor potential cation channel subfamily C member 4 associated protein (gene TRPC4AP). Gene Ontology annotation, biological process: ubiquitin-dependent protein catabolic process. Gene Ontology annotation, cellular component: Cul4A-RING E3 ubiquitin ligase complex. The record is from RefSeq and is a predicted model, not a curated record. Gene Ontology annotation, molecular function: phosphatase binding. The transcript has 19 exons. Bases 41 to 2464 code for a protein of 807 amino acids. Lineage: Eukaryota; Metazoa; Chordata; Mammalia; Chiroptera; Vespertilionidae.
CCCUGGGGCCGCUUGCUUCCUGUUUGUCCGACGAGGAGACAUGGCGGCGGCGCCGGCGGCGGCUGGGUCUGGGGCCGGCCGAGGGCGACGGGCGGCGGCCACGGUGGCUGCUUGGGGCGGAUGGGGCGGCCGGCCGCGGCCCGUCAACAUCCUGCUGCAGCUGCGGCAGGGCCAGCUGACCGGCCGGGGCCUGGUCCGGGCCGUGCAGUUCACUGAGACGUUUUUGACCGAGAGGGACAAACAGUCCAAAUGGAGUGGGAUUCCUCAGCUGCUCCUUAAGCUGUAUGCAACCAGCCACCUCCACAGUGACUUCGUUGAGUGUCAAAACAUCCUCAAGGACAUUUCUCCUCUCCUCUCCAUGGAGGCUAUGGCGUUCGUUACUGAAGAGAGGAAACUAACCCAAGAAACCACUUACCCAAAUACAUAUAUUUUUGACUUGUUUGGAGGUGUUGAUCUCCUUGUAGAAAUUCUUAUGAGGCCUACAGUCUCUCUCCGGGGACAGAAACUGAAAAUAAGUGAUGACAUGUCCAAGGACUGUUUGAGCAUCCUGUAUAAUACCUGUGUGUGUACGGAAGGAGUUACAAAGCGUUUGGCAGAAAAGAAUGACUUUGUGAUCUUCCUGUUUACACUCAUGACGAGUAAGAAGACAUUCUUACAAACAGCAACUCUCAUUGAAGAUAUUUUGGGUGUUAAAAAGGAAAUGAUCCGGCUAGACGAAGUCCCAAAUCUGAGUUCCUUGGUAUCCAAUUUCGAUCAGCAGCAGCUUGCUAAUUUCUGCCGGAUUCUGGCUGUCACCAUUUCAGAGAUGGAUACAGGGAAUGAUGACAAGCACACGCUUCUUGCCAAAAACGCUCAGCAGAAGAAGAGCUUGAGCUUGGGGCCCUCUGCAGCUGAAAUCAACCAAGCGGCCCUUCUCAGCAUUCCUGGCUUUGUUGAGCGGCUUUGUAAGCUGGCAACUCGGAAGGUGUCAGAGUCAACGGGCACAGCUAGCUUCCUGCAGGAGCUGGAGGAGUGGUACACGUGGCUCGACAAUGCUUUGGUGCUAGAUGCUCUGAUGCGAGUGGCUAAUGAGGAAUCAGAGCACAGUCAAGCCUCCAUUGUGCUCUCUCCUCCAGGGGCUUCUGAGGAGAACGGCCUGCCUCACUCUUCAGCUCGGACCCAGCUGCCGCAGUCCAUGAAGAUUAUGCACGAGAUCAUGUACAAACUGGAAGUGCUCUAUGUGCUCUGCGUGCUGCUGAUGGGGCGUCAGCGAAACCAGGUUCACAGGAUGAUCGCAGAGUUCAAGCUCAUCCCCGGGCUUAAUAACUUGUUUGACAAGCUGAUUUGGAGGAAGCAUUCAGCAUCUGCCCUCGUCCUCCACGGCCACAACCAGAACUGCGACUGCAGCCCGGACAUCACCUUGAAGAUACAGUUUCUGAGGCUUCUCCAGAGUUUCAGCGACCACCACGAGAACAAGUACCUGCUGCUCAACAACCAGGAGCUGAAUGAACUCAGUGCCAUCUCUCUCAAGGCCAACAUCCCCGAGGUGGAAGCCGUCCUCAACACUGACAGGAGUUUGGUGUGUGAUGGGAAGAGGGGCUUAUUAACGCGUCUGCUGCAGGUCAUGAAAAAGGAGCCGGCUGAGUCAUCUUUCAGGUUUUGGCAAGCCCGGGCUGUGGAGAGUUUCCUCCGCGGGACCACCUCCUAUGCGGACCAGAUGUUCCUGCUGAAGCGAGGCCUCCUGGAGCAUAUCUUGUACUGCAUUGUGGAUAGCGAGUGCAAGUCAAGGGAUGUGCUGCAGAGUUACUUUGACCUCCUGGGGGAGCUAAUGAAGUUCAACGUUGAUGCAUUCAAGAGAUUCAAUAAGUACAUCAACACCGAUGCAAAGUUCCAGGUGUUCCUGAAGCAGAUCAACAGCUCGCUGGUGGACUCCAACAUGCUGGUGCGCUGCGUCACUUUGUCCCUGGACCGAUUUGAAAAUCAGGUGGACAUGAAAGUUGCCGAGGUCCUUUCCGAGUGCCGCCUGCUUGCCUACAUAUCCCAGGUGCCCACACAGAUGUCCUUCCUCUUCCGCCUCAUCAACAUCAUCCACGUGCAGACGCUGACGCAGGAGAACGUCAGUUGCCUCAACACCAGCCUGGUGAUCCUGAUGCUGGCCCGACGGAAAGAGCGGCUGCCCCUGUACCUGCGGCUGCUGCAGCGGAUGGAGCACAGCAAGAAGUACCCCGGCUUCCUGCUCAACAACUUCCACAACCUGCUGCGCUUCUGGCAGCAGCACUACCUGCACAAGGACAAGGACAGCACCUGCCUGGAGAACGCCCCUCCCAGCCCUUCUCUCUCUGCCCAGAGCUCCUGCAUCAGCUUCUCAUACUGGAAAGAGACCGUGUCCAUCCUGUUGAACCCAGACCGCCAAUCGCCCUCUGCCCUCGUCAGCUACAUCGAGGAGCCGUACAUGGACAUAGACAGAGACUUCGCCGAGGAGUGACCUUGGGCCAGGCAGUCCCUGGGAGGCUGCUGGGCCAGGGCCAGUGCGGGUGAGCGUGGGUCUGAGUGCCAUACGCCCUGCCAUGUCUCCACCCCUUCCCUGCCUUCCUGCUGCUCUCUGCCUGCCCAGGUCUUCAGACACAGGCUUCGUGGGAGUGUCUAGAAGCCCUUAGGUCUGAGGGCCCAAGGUCAUUGGGGAACCUUAGUACCUUCGAGAUCCCCACGCUGAGGACAGGGGCGCUGUGCCCUCCCUUCCUUCAGAAACUUGGGGCCCUGGCCCCCCAGAGAUAAGGGGACUUUUAAAAAUAGCUCUGUCUGAGCUCCUGCCUAAUCUCUUGGCCAUCAGUCCUGGGUUGGGGAGGGAGAUAUGGGGACCCUCCCCCAAUCUGUGAGCCAAGCUUGCCCUGGCCUUUGGACCCAGGCAAGGCUUCUGAGCCCUGGGCAGGGGUGGGGGAAACAGAACGCUACCGUCCCCCAAGCCUGCCCACCGUCCCUCCCUCCUCUUCCUUCCGUCCCUCCGGUUCUGUGUGCUCAGUGGCCGCUGUGUUCGUCCCAAGGGGCGCCCCAGAAGUGAGGGGCCUUUCCCUUCCAUCCUUGGGGCAUGGGGUGGCUGUGUCCUGCCCCCUAUGCCCCAAGGCAGCAUCUCCUACCUGAGCCCGGACACACAGGAGCCUGCCUGGGAGCACAGCCUUGGCCCCUCCUUGUGUUGCCAAUUUAUUAACAACGAAUAAACCGAUUAAAUGGAGACUAUUAAAGAACUUUAUUUUAAA